Molecule: messenger RNA, 3478 nt
Organism: Mytilus trossulus (common blue mussel)
Lineage: Eukaryota; Metazoa; Mollusca; Bivalvia; Mytilida; Mytilidae
Exons: 6
Coding region: 138-3356 (1072 amino acids)
Biological process (GO): regulation of apoptotic process
Molecular function (GO): protein binding
Source: RefSeq, a predicted model, not a curated record
UGGCGCAUGUCAGUGUCUAAAUUAUUGUGUGAAUUAAUCAAUCGAACCUUGCUUGUUUACAACAAAUAGCAAGUUAGGUGCCGAGCGUAUUUAUAGAAGUUUUUUUUAAAUUAAUACUGUUUCCUUAUAGGACAAGCAUGGCAUAUGCAUCUUCCACAUUUUCAAAGUACAAUGCGAUGUGUCAGAUUAUUGUUGACGAUUUAAAUGCAGAUGAUAUCAAACACUUGAAAUUUAGUCUAAGAAGCACUCUUACAAAUGGAGAACUAGAAAAUAUAGAAGAUGGCCAAGAUCUCAUUACUACAUUAGAAAAACGAGAUUUGCUGUCCCAGAAAAAUGUGUCUCUGUUGCAUAAUUUGUUGGAGAAAAAAUGCGGAAGAUUAGCUAAAAUAGUUGGUGCUUAUGACUUAACUAUCACGCCUCAAAGAACAUACAACAAAGAUAAAUACGAUAUAUCGUCAAUGAAUAUUGUUGAACAAUUUGUAAAGACUUCUGCAGCUGAUCAAGUUUUUGAUUUGUUGAAAAAUAAAGGAGCUGCAUUCAUAAAAGGUCCAAAUGGCGUAGGAAAAUCACAAAUUGCAUUUUGGUAUGCUAAUCAAUUUUACAAAGAAAACAAGAAAUCCGUUAUUUGGAGAAUAAACAGUAAAUCUCUUGAAAGCACACACCUUUCUCUCGCCACUUUGUUGUCAACAUUGAAUAAUUAUGAGGAUCAUCUUAUUUCUCAGAAAGUUCUAUCGCAAUGUGUGACCAACAUGUUUGACAUAGUCCUCAGAACACUUGAGUCGGAACAAUGGCAACAGCAUCAACAUCUUAUAGUAAUGGAUGAUAUUUUCAAUCCCAAGGAUGACAUUAUGUAUGAAAUGCUUCAAAGGUUUAUUAAUUUGAAAAACGUUAAUCUACUAGCAACUUCAAAUGUAUCAUAUCCCACCGAAUUAGCAUCAUCGUACGAGGUCCAAAUUUCAGGAAUGACUCCAGAAGAGGCAAUAUCUUUGCUAACAUCUGCUAGUGAAGAUAAAGAUUGUUUAAAAAAACUAGUAAAAAAUCUUAAUUAUCUCCCUUUGGCUAUAUCUCUGGCGUCGUCGUACAUAAAAACGACGAAAAUAAGCAUCGGGGAUUAUCUAAGAAAUAUUUCUGCAUUCCAAAUGCAGGCUCAACAAGAGGAUAAAAAAGGUCAAAAUCUACAAGCAUCAUAUGACAUGACGUUACAAAACGUUGAAAACAAUUUGUCUUCGCAUUGCAAAAGGGUGCUUUCGCUGAUCCCUUACUUAAGUCAUACGAGCAUAUCGGUUGAUGUUUUGAAAACUUUUCUUCCAGAAGAAGUUAUUGAAAGAGAACUCGAAAUCACAAAUUUGAUGUCAGCUUUACAAAACUAUUCUUUAGCAUCAGCAAGAAGAAGUGGUAACAUACGACUGUUAGAAAUGCACGGUCUAUCUGUGUGGGUUUUGAAAAACAAAAAGAGCUCUGAACAAGAAAAAGAAGACUUGUUAUGGUUGCUGAAGCAUUAUUGCAGAGAAAUGGCCAUUGACGUAAGACUAGUCAAAAAUGGCAACCGUAACAUGGAAUUUCUGGAUCACGCUUGCCUGCUGAUGAACAAAUAUUUGAAGAUGUUGAACAAUACGUCUGAUGAAGUUCUUGUAUAUGAAGCGUACUUGGCAUUAUGUAUUGGGUCAACUUUUAGAAUUUAUGGUCGAACAGAAAUUACUGCAGAAGAUUUCUUUGAAAGAGGAAGAAAAAUCAUUGCUAAGCUUGGGAAAAUUGAACCUUCCAUAUAUCCAGUAUCCAGUACGACAAACCGUUCUUCAGGUAGUUGUUUCCUUAUGAAGAAAGAAACUGGUGACAUGGAAAAUUUCCUUAAAGGUGAUGAGAUCAUACGGAAUAGGGCCUGUCAAAUUUUUUCAGCACUUCAUGAUGUUCAUACUUGUAUUACAGAGGAAAUGUUAGAACAUUUGGUAAUGAAAAAAUACAGGAACGACAACGAAAUGAGCAUUAUUCUUUGCAAUACUUCGCACAUAGAUGAAAAUAUGGGAAGAUGGAUUCCUGACGUCUGGAAAUCAGACCUUAUGAAAAGAGGCCUUAUAAUGCCAUUACAUGAACUUCGUGCAACAUUCUUGAUAGAGCUUUUAACUAUCCUCCUAUACAAUAGCAACGGUAACAACUGGUGGAUAACUGAGAGUGAAGCAGUACAUGCCUUCGUGGAAGGAAGGCAUAUGUCGGUGGAUUCUAAAUGCUUUGCUGAGUUUCAACUCACCUAUAACAUGGCUUGCAUCUUAAACACGUUUUAUGAAGAUAGGUAUCCUUCGUUUCGACCUGUGAUCGCAAAUGUUAUUAAACGCAGUGGUGUGUUGUAUUAUGUACGAAAUGAUACAUUAAAUCACACUGUUUCUGAAAUGAAAAACGUCAUCACAUUCCUUGAGGGAAUGUUAGAAAGUUCGCCAGUUAUAAAUAUAUUAAUUGGAGUUAUCAAUAUGCAUUCUGGGUUAGAUGUUCAUCAUACAUGUCAUGUGCUCGAGCUUCUUAGGGAAUGCUACAUCAAACUCUCUAACAUUGACGAAAACAAUCAGAACUAUUACAUCACUCAAGCCCUAGCGAAGACAAGCCUACUUGAAAGUUAUAUUGAAGAUUUGGAGCCAUGGAAUCUUUUACCGAGAAUGCAUUUGGCUAUAGCUGAUAUGUGUGUUAGAAUCAAAACACCAUCAAUGGCUAGAAAGGCUAAAAAACACUUCCGACUGGCAAUUCAAGACAAUGCAAACGAUGAAAUUACAAGAUAUACAUUAAAGUCAUACAAAUGCUACAUAGAAUUUUGCAUAUCACAAGGUGGUGGUAAUGAUCUAGAAGAAGCAGAAAGCCUUUGUAAAAUAAUGAUAGAAAAAUUUCAAAAUUCCUCAAAAUAUUCUUACUUCAAGCAAAAGUGUGAGAUAAUAAAUGAGUUAAAGAAAACUCGAGCAUUAGAAAGUACAAGACAUAAAAAUAGAAAUGACAGACCAUUUAUACCAUAUCAAAGCAAACUUCAGAUAGAGUGUGAUGCAGUUCCUGAACAAAUCGCGCCACCAGAUUAUAAGGGAGAAAAUCAAGUAUCAACACAGCAAAACUCGUUUCGGAGUGUUGUUGAAGAAAGAUUAGUUGGUAUUGAUAGUGAACGUCUGUCUGUCGAAAGAGAACGACACGAUGAACGUCUGUAUAUCGAAAGAGAACGCCACGAUGAGCGACUGUCUAUCGAACGAGAAAGACUGUCUAUUGAAAAAGAACGACUGUCUAUUGAAAAAGAACGACUGUCUAUUGAAAACGAGAAACUUAAUGAUGCAAAGAAAACUAAUGAAAUUCUAGAGAGACUUGUCUCCCAACUACAAAAUACUAGAUAAUUAUUCGUGACUGUGACUCAACUACACCAGUACAUGUGUAUUUUAUAUAUUUUGACACAGUUCAAGAAAGUGUAGCUGAAAUAUUUUCACUAGUAGUAAAAUAAAAUCCCAACAAUGUCUGG